GCGGUUCCACCGUCACCACGGCGACGGUGUGGAACUUGGCAACCCCCUUAGCAACGGACACCUGGGUAACGGAGAAGUGAGAAUACCCGGAUAUACCACUGUGAGCGGGAUCCAUGGCCGAGGCCGGGUGGUGUUUGCAUCUCAGUUGUUUGUGCACUUGCUGAAAUCUGAUGCUUUCAGCAUUCUGAAAAGGGAUGUUUAGUCUUAUGGCUAACUGCUGCAGCUGGCUAAAACGUUGGCAAGAACCUGUAAGGAAAGUAACUCUAGUGAUGAUAGGGUUGGAUAAUGCUGGGAAAACUGCAACUGUGAAAGGAAUUCAAGGAGAGUCUCUAGAAGAUUUAGCUCCCACAGUGGGUUUUUCAAGAAUUGAUCUAAAACAGGACAAGUUUGAAAUCACCAUCUUUGAUUUGGGAGGAGGGAAAAGAAUCCGCGCUAUCUGGAAGAACUAUUACUCUGAGUCCUUUGGCGUUAUUUUUGUUGUGGAUUCCAGUGAUGUUGAUCGAAUAGAAGAAGCCAAAGAAAUUGUGGCAGAGGUCAUAAGGCAUCCUAAGAUAUCGGGGAAACCUGUGCUAGUAUUGGCAAACAAACAAGAUUGUGAUGGAGCAUUGGCAGAGGCUGAUAUCAUAGAGUACCUUUCAUUGGAAAAGCUGGUCAAUGAAAAUAAAUGUUUAUGUCAAAUUGAGCCUUGUUCUGCAACUUUGGGGUAUGGAAAAAAAUUGGACAAAGCCAUUAGGAAAGGCCUUGGUUGGCUUUUGAACACCAUAGCAAAAGAUUAUGAUAUUCUACAAGAAAGGGUACAAAAAGACACAAUGGAACAGAAGGCACAAGAAGAGAAAGACAAACAAGAUCGGGCAGAAAGAGUCCGUAGAAUACGAGAGGAAAGAGAACACAAAGAAAAGGAAGAGGGGCACCCUCUAAACCAGGAUGAGGAUGAUGAACCUGACCCAAAAGUAAACCCUUUUCAACCUAUAUCUAAGGUCAUUUCUGUGAAUGAAGAAAAAAUCAGAAAACUGAAAGAGAAAAACAAACCAAAACCUAGUGGAGAGAUUCCAAUAAGUUCUUCAGAAAAGUCAAAAUCAUCUAAGAUGCAAUCUGGCAACGGCAAUCAAAUGUUUGAGAGAGUGAAGCCAGUCGCCCGUGUAUUAACUGAGCAACAAGAGGAAAUUGAGUGCAACCAAAAAAUGAUAGACACUGAGUCUGGGAAGAGAAAAGUUAAAAAGAUUCCUAUAAAGAGAAAGAAUAGGGUGGAGCCAUUCAGUACAGAUGAUGACUCUGAAAAUUCAAGCCCACCACCGCCACCUGUUGGCUGGGGCACUCCCAAAGUUAACAGACUUCCAAAACUUGAGCCUCUUGGUGAAACCCAACAUAAUGAUUUUUACAGUAAGCCGCUCCCACCAGUGCAAGUAAGCCAGAAACCAAAUGCUGACACCCAUGAAGUUAUCUCCUAGCAGUAUGGAUCUCUUGUUACUCUCUGAACAAAACUAUGUAGAAUUUUUUUUUUUCUGUUUUAUUUUAAAAAUCAAACAUGAUUCAUUCUUUCUCAUCAGAAAAGAUUUAAAGAACUUAGCAAGGAGGGAAAGAAUAUAUCAUCACUUUUCAGAACAAAACAAAACUUUCCAUUCUGCAGUCAAGGACUUAGCAUUGCUACCGCAUCAACAUGUUCAGCAAAAGAAUGGCUGCAAUGGACAGGCUUAAGUUUUGAGUAAAGUGUUGAAUGGCUAUUUUUGGCAAACAUAGGAGAAGAAAGAGGCAAUGAGACAAUACACCACAGAAGUAUUUUUUUCUGCUGUGUUUAAGCCAGUGGAAUUUUGUCUCAAUUGAAAAGUUCAUGAAGAGACAGAACCUGACAGAGAAAAAAAAUCCUUUUCAAUGUAACAUUUGAAAUUUGUACAGUACAGAACAUUCAAUGUCUUUUGUGCUUAAUGUUUUGUUUUGAGCAAUCUUUCUAGAAGAUGCAACAUAGUGAUGCAAGUAAUUAUGUUUCAAACUGCAGAUAUUUUAGGUUUUGUUUCAAAGUUCAAGCAAAGAGUCCUAUUCAUGUGGUCUUGAAACUCAGUUGGAUUAGAUGUCUGCAAAUACUGCAGCAAAAUUUUGUUAUAUUUCUAUGUGGAACAAAAUAUGUCUUUUUUUUUAAAAAUGUCAUGCGUGAAAUUGGCAAGCAUAAUUCCUUCAAUUCUGUCAUAUACUGUUGAGUUGCCUCUGGAUGGGCUCUUAUUACUGCUUGUAAUAAUAUCUCAGAUUUUAUAUUGCAGAACUGCAAGUCUUUUGAAGACUCUCAAAUUUUGCAAUCAGAGCGAACAAAUCACGAUUAUAUAGAUUACAGUCAUAUGAGACAUUAUUUUGGAAAUUGCUUGUAUUUUCAAUCCAGAGAUGUAAGUAGAUCUGUUUUUCUAGAGGUCAGAUACAUAAUGUAGUAUGCUUCAAUAGUCAUAAAAGUUGAGUGUAAAAUUUAGAGUUUUUAUCUUAAUUAAAACAACCUGCAUUGUUUCUAUGAUGUUUACUCCUUUUCUUAAUUUGUUUAUAAAAGUUACGAUUUUGUAUUUUUCGAAUUAGUUUGUGAGUUUUUCAAACACUUUGUACAUCUUUCAGAAAGAAUCUUGCAUUUUUUUAUAAAAGUAUUACUUGUGGUGAAAAGGGUAGAGUGAAUCACUUGGUAAAACCAUAAGAAAUAAGAACAGGAGAUGGCUAAAUGGCCCCUUGAGCCUAUUUCGCCAUUUGCGAAGGUCAUGCUCAAACUUCAACCCCAACAGUCCUUUCACAUAUCUCUUGAGUGCAAAAUAUCCCCGUCUCAGCAUUGAAUAUGCUCAACAUCUAAGCAUCUACAGCCUUCUAAUAGACAAAAUUACAAAAAUUCCUAACCCCUUAUCCUGAAACUUUAACCCCUAAUACUAGACUUUUCAGCCAGAUAAAUGACAUAGCAGAUGUGAGGGUGCCAAGUUCUUUCAGAAUGUUUUAUGUUUCAAAGAGAUCACUUCUCAUUAUUCUGAGGUCCAGAGAAUGUAGAAUCACUGUACUCACUCUCUCCUCCUACGACAACACUCUUAUUCCCAGAAAUCAAUCUGAUGAAACUCCAUUGAUUCACUUCUAGAGCAAUCAUAUUUUACCCUUAGAUAAGGAUAUCAAAUCCAGUUAUGGUCUUUCCAAAUCCUGUACAAUUGCAAUAAGACAUCUUACUUGUAUAUUAUAAUUUGCUUGCAAUAAAGGUCAAUGUCAUUUUUCCUCCUUAUUGCUUGCUACACCUAUUAUUUUUGUGUUCUAUGUAGAAGAACACAUAAAUCUGUCUGAACACCUACAUUUAUUAUAUCAUUAAUGUUUUUAAAAUUACCUGUUUUUAUUCCCCCUACUAACGAUUUCACAUUUCUUCACACUGUGCUCCUUCUCUUACCUGCUUGUAGCUACACUGUACCACAUUGGCCUGAAGUGAAUAAAAUCUGAUAAUGAAUUUAAUUAGAAUGACUUCCUGUAUUGACUUGGACAUGUCACUUAAUAUAAAAUGAUUGUCUCAUUAAUCAGAUCAACCAAAACCAAUUUUGUACCAGACUUUAGUGGAAUACAAUAUCUACAAACACACAACAGUAAAUUAGUUUUAUGUACCUCAUAAUUUCUCAAAUUUACCCAGUUUUAUUAGUAUUUUUCUACAAUUAAAAUAUUGUGUACCAACUACUUUUCCUCCUCCAAGUCUCCAAUUUUCCUCUUUCCUUGCCUGAUUAUGCUUCAUGUCAUAGUAUGAAUCUCUGUAAUGACCUAAUGCCUCAACAUAUAAAAACUUUACAUAUAUUAACUUGAACACCUUGUGUCCCUGAUGUCUCUAACAAGUGGACAACUUUGAUUAAGCUUAAUCUGUUCUCAUCUAAUGUCCACACAUGAAUUUGAACUAAGAGCGUUGAUAGCUAUCAGCAUUUGGAGCACCAGAUGAUUAUCUCCGUGCUUGCUUUCCCUUUCUUUUCCACUGUCCACUUACCUAAACAAUUCACUAGUUUUGGGAAACUGAGACUUUUGUCAAUAACAAGCAGAGGCCCAUCUGAAAUAAAGAUAGAAAAUGCUGGAAAUAUUGAGCAGGUCUGACAACAUCUGCAGCGAGAGGAAGAGAAUUCAUGUUUUUGUUGAAUGAUCUUGCGUGAAAACUUUAUAAAAUUGGCUAACAACACAGACAACUGGUUGGACCUGUUACGUUAUUAAUCAAGAUACUACUAAAUUAUGGUGUAUUCAUUUUUAGAAAUAUUAAAAUUCUCAGAUUUGUAACAUUUGAUAUUUGCAUUUAAGUAUUUAUAUUUCUGCUAACUUUCCUACUUUUUUUCUUUUUAAAUUCAAACACAAAGUAUAUAAUUUUUACCACAGUUAGCUGUUAUUAUUGUUGCUAUUUAUUUGUUUCAGGACAAAGUAUUAGAGAAUCGGCUCUGCAGUUAAUCCAGCUCAUUGAUUUGCAUUAAAAUUUCAUGUAUAAACAUUAUUUUUUGGAUUCAAGCAUCACUAACACGUAUUAAAAAAUAAAUAUUUUGACUUACAUUGUACUUCAUUUUCAAUUCAAUAUUUAAUUAAACAUAUCUCUUGUUGGAAAGUAGUUGUGUAUUAUUUUGAACAUUUAUGUAGUAAUAUACCUUUGUAAUCUUGUAUUUUAUUUUUAAAUGUACUAAUUACUUAUAGGUAUUAGUUUGUCCAAAGACAACACAGGUUGUAUCUUCCUAAUCCAGCACUCUCUGGUCUGGCCAUCUCUGUGAUCCAGUUUCCACAGUAUAGUUCCAGUUCUGGUUUUAGAUUCUAUAAACUGGCUAUUUAGGUGUCAGGAUCAUGGCAUAUACCUGCCCAGUCUGCGCUCAAAUCUAUUUUAUAAUGUGAUUUUUGUUCUCUGUUUGCAAUAAUUCAGAUAUUACUUAUUGGAUCCUUCGGUGAAAUGAUUUAUUUUGUUGCUCACAGCUAGGCUCUGCAGGAGGUAUUAAAAAAAAUGCUUCAACCGCACACAGGAACAAAUGCCUCUAGUGCCAUUGGUGCUUAUGCAACAUCAUCCCUUUCCAUGUUUUCUAUUAAGGAGCAUUUGUUGUUUCAAAAUAUGAAUUACAGCAAGAAAGUUCAGUUGAAUUUAAUGAUGAAAUGCAGAAGGAUUGUGAUAACCAUGUUGCAUAGUGCUUUUUAAAGUGUAUAUGUCCUUCUGUGUUUCAACAAAGGCCUGGUCCCAAGACUGCCUGAUUACAAAGAUCCAACCUGUACUGUACUGUACUGUGUAGUAGAGUUUGAAUGUCGCUGGAAAAUGUCUUAGUCAGAAGCAAAUACCUGAUUAAAUCAGUUGUACUAUGCAUAAGAGCUUCAUUUAAUAACUUAAGGUUUUAUGCUCUUCCAAAAUAAAAAGUUUGUCUUUUAAAA
This is a messenger RNA of Rhincodon typus (whale shark), 5358 nucleotides long. It is a transcript of the gene arl13b, whose product is annotated as ADP-ribosylation factor-like 13b. Gene Ontology annotation, molecular function: GTP binding; GTPase activity. NCBI's taxonomy places the organism in Eukaryota, Metazoa, Chordata, Chondrichthyes, Orectolobiformes, Rhincodontidae. Gene Ontology annotation, biological process: non-motile cilium assembly; receptor localization to non-motile cilium. Bases 195 to 1448 code for a protein of 417 amino acids. The transcript is spliced from 11 exons. Gene Ontology annotation, cellular component: motile cilium; ciliary membrane; non-motile cilium. The record is from RefSeq and is a predicted model, not a curated record.